AUGAGUGAGUUACUCACCUUAAUACAAAGAGGAAACGAAUCCAUUGAUUUCAAACAACAGAGAAGUUGUUCAGCAAUUCCGGUGUAUUUCAGAUGUAAGAGUGCUCCAAUUCAGAUCGAAAUGACUCUUGGAGUAAUAGAUCGACCAUUUAAAGGAAGAUCUGGAAUGGAGAGGUUCAAUAUUUGGAGGGGUACCAAAUGUCAAACCUCUUGUUAUAUUGCAACAUUUUACGUGAUUAAAAAAAGUGAUGAUAUAUUCGACUGUCUGUACAUAAGUAAUGAUUAAUUUGACGCUCAAAGCCUUUUUAGUCCGCUCGCGAUCGGCUUACGUUUGUGUACUCAAUAACAAAAGCACUUGACAAUAAUGAAGUAUAAAAAAAAGUUCCGGCGGCCAAGUUCGCUGAUUGCUUUAUAUGCAAUUUCACCCUGUUCGUCAACCACGGAGAAGCAGAAGACAUUUCCCAUCAAGAUGUAGCUUAAUUAAGCGUUCUUAGACUAGUACUGACGUGUUUACAGGUGCCUGCAGUGUAUGAGACAUCAAUAUAGUAAACAGGAAAAAAAAAAGAUUAAUAAAAAUAAAGUGCCGCGGAAUGCGUAAUACCUUUUGACCGAACCAUUUACUGCGUCAGGCCUCUAUCAAAGUUCAAUUUUCUCGACUUGAGCUCGAUCUCUUUCUAUUCGAUUUGAUCUCAGGCUUGACGCCUUCUCAUUUUUCAACCACUAUCAUGAUUUUUGAAACUUUGUAAAUCCCUGCAAAUUCUUCAAAAAAACAUAUACUAGCUCCUUAAUUCAAAUGUGGCUUACAGUUCUAUUGAGAAUUGCAAUAUACAAAAUAUCAGUGACGCAGAUCGUUUGUUUGUAUUGGUAAUACUAAUACCGGAAAGAACAGUAAAAAAGUAGAAACAGAAUCAAAAAUUCAAAUAUGUGCCUGCCUUUGUUGGUCAGUGUACAUACGCAUUAAAUAAAGGGCGUGGUCAAUUCGAAAUGAACACAAUUCUAUAGUUUCGAUAAAGAUAAAAGAGUUAGCAAAGUUUAUCGAAUAAUCCUUAACUCUUGAAAACUUGCUACCUCUCAUGGCUAACUUGAAUAUAGCCAUACAUUUAUAAAUAGGAUAUCAGAUACAGGACUACAUGCGACUACUAAAACAUAUUUCAAGUAUUAAAUCUUAUACUAGAGCCCAAGUUCUUUGUUUUGAUUGCAAUUGAGAAAUUUCCAUUGUAAAGCUACAACAAUGAUAACUACACUUCUCUCGCCGAACCUUAUAAGACACUUUCUGCUUUUAAACAACAAAAUCCGCGGGAUCUUCUUAUGGAACUUAGAUGGCUAUCAACGAGCAAUAUCUUUAAUGACGUUUUGUUAUCUAAGCUAUGAUACUUUGACUGAUAUCUUAUUAGUAUUUGGCAUACCUUUUCAUCAACGACAACUGGUACGGCACUUCCAGUUUCGUUUCGAAUAAUUCACUCUGUCAAAACACUUGAAACGGGCACGUAAAGAAUCUUGGAAACAGUACCGUAGUCAAAACAAAUCACUAAUUCAUCUAACAUAGCUAUAUCGAAACUAUAAUACCAAGAAGACUAGACAGGGAAAAAAGAGAAAAAAAAGAAGACUAGACAGUCGUCAAAUAAAACAGUUUACGAACAUGAAACAUGAUUGAUAAAAUGUCAAGAGAUUCAGAGUAAAACUAAUCUGUGGAACUGCAGACCAGGGGACCUACGGAACCUAAAGAAAUGACUUUUUUAUUACAACUGCCUUUAGUUAAAGUGAUGAAAUAAUUAUUCACAAUCAAUUAUAACAUUCAUAGACUGUUCACAGUCCCCUUGUUUUCGAGCGCUCACUUUUAUUUCACUGGCAGCCAUUUUGUAAUUGGAUUCAAAUGUCAGUACCGAGAGAGCAGGCCACGGGGUUCCAACACCGUCCCCCGCGAUUUAAGUAGUUCAAGCUAGACCCGGUCAAGAUGGCCGCCUGUAUCGCUCGUUCUCGACGAUCCUAUGGAAAAAUAUAGGAUUUUGAACAGUGUUUAACACUUUAACAUUAAUCGAGAGUUCUGGUUCCGAACGGGAAGUCCACAUAGCGAAUUUCCGGCUUGUUGGUACGUAGCAAGGUAAUGAGUGGUAUAGAUUUAAACAAAGUAGCACAAAGCUGGGAGGAUGAGAGAAUGUAAAUGUGCUUGUGAAAAAUAGAUGAUAUUGAGCGAAUGGCUGGGUGGUAUCCGACAACCAGAGGGAUACGUGUGGGUGAGUCGCUUGUGUGAGUGUAUGUGAUGGUAUAAACACGUUGUAUCUCCUGGUUGAGGAGACCGAGAUUGUACGUAUCGUGGGAGGAACAUAUAGUACGUCGGAUUCUCAGGGCAAGGCUGAAUGGAAAAGCUGGUUUAGUGUAUAAGGGGUGACAUGAUGAGCGUAAAACUCGGUACUGAUGUUCGGCUGUAGGUUUAGUAUAAAAGUAGUGGAUAAGGGACCGAAUUUUCACUAAAAAUCGGUUAUAAACAAAACCAAGACACAGAGGUUAACUGAAAAAUCUUUACUUCAAAAGAAGGGAAAUUGAGAUUAAGCGAAAGCAAAAUCGUACUAAUUUUUUUCAGGCAAAACAUGAAAACGAGGUCGAAGCUCAGCUCAGCGAAAAACUGCCUAUCAAGCAAAAAUGUCAAUCUUUGUUUACUCGACUCUGUAGAAAGUAUUGCACAGGGUAUAAAAAUUCUAUAGAAAGCAACAGGUGGUUCUAAAGUAAACCCUAACUCUUUUGGUUCUUGAAUAACCUCCAUUCUAGUAACUAAUGAGUGGAACGUCUUUUAAAAAAAGAUAGGAAUGAGAGGAGCGAUCGCCUAGCAACACAUGUCUUCUUAUUUAGUGCUAAAAAUUAAUGACAUAUGUCCAGGAUCGAUCUUGUUAGCAAAAAUUUGCUAGCAAAUGUUUUUCGCAAUUGUCGCAAAAGAAAUAAUUGAGAAAAAAUUAUGUCGGAAAAUCACUUACAAAUGUCGCAAAAAGCGCGAGAAUAACAAGUGUAACAAAAUUCCACACUUAGAAAGAAAAGAAGCCAAGAAGGACCCCGAAAUGUCCGCAAAUAUCGCAAAAAUCGCAAACGUAACAAGGAUUUUUCAUGCUUGCUAAAAACACCGAUGACAAAUAUCGCAAAAAUAACAAAUGUAACAAAAUUCCAGACUUAGAAAGAAAAAAAAGACAAGAAGGGGCCCGAAAUGUCCGCAAAUAUCGCAAAAAUCGCAGAAGUAACAAGGAUAUUUCUUGUGAGCUAAAACACCCAUGACAAUAAAUAUCGCAAAAAUCGCAAAAAUAACAAAUCUUAGAAAAUUCCAGACUUAGAAAUAGAAGAAGCCAAGAAGAGCCCCAAAAUGUCCGCACAUAUCGCAAAAAUCGCAAAAGUAACAAGGAUUUUUCUUGUGAGCUAAAAACACCCAUGACAAAUAUCGCAAAAAUCGUAAAAAUAACAGAUGUAAUAUCAUUCAAGACUUAGAAGAAGAAGAAGCCAAGAAGGGCCCCGAUAUGUCCGCAAAAGUAACAAGGAUUUUUCAUGCUAGCUAAAAACACCCAUGACAAAUAUCGCAAAUAUCUCAAAAAUAACAAAUGUAACAAAAUUGCAGACUUGUAAAAAGAAGACGCCAAGAAGGGCCCCGAAAUGUUCGCAAUAUCGCAAAAAUCGCAAAAGUAGCAAGGAUUUUUCUUGUGAGCUAAAAAACCCAUGACAAAUAUCGCAAAAAUCGCAAAAAUAACAAAUGUAAUAACAUUCAAGACGUAGAAAGCAAAGAAACCAAGAAGGACCCCGAAAUGUCGGCAAAUUUCGCAAAAAUCGCAAAAGUAACAAGGAUUUUUCUUGUGAGCUAAAAACACCCAUGACAAAUAUCGCAAAUAUCGCAAAAAAUAACAAAUCUAACAAGAAUCAAGAAAAGAGGAGAAGCCAAGAAGGGCCCCGAAAUGUACUCAAAUGUGGCAAAAAAACGCAAAAGUAACAAGGAUUUUUCUUGGUAAUUAAAAAAACCUGGUAACAAAUAUAGCAGAAGCAAGAAAAAUAAAAUAAACUAAAUUGUAGACAAGGGCUACAGGCUACCUUUAGUGAACUUCAGUAAGAAAUGGAAUAAUACGUUUAUAGUGAGAACGAAUUUCAGGAGGUCGCAAAGAUUCUGUGUGUAUAGUGGAUUAAGAUCGGUCACUAGAAGUGACGGCAUGCGCCAUCGUUCUUUCAUCCUACUGUGUUUAAUCUAUACCUCUCGUUUCCUUCCAACGACUACUAACAAGCCGGAAGUCCGCGAUUCGAAGACUUUCUGUUUCGGAACCAGAGCUGUCCAUCAGCGAUACUACAGUCGACUCCCGAUAACUCGAACGUUCAAGAGAAAUCAAAAAAUCUCGAACGUUCGAACGUUUUUAAACAUCUGCAGGGUUCAGAGUUUUGUAGAGCAUCCUGCACACCGGAUUGCUUCGAGAUCCUGGACUCUGCAGCCACUAAGUACCAAGUGAAGCUUAAGGAAUCCAUGUUUAUAAAAUGGGAGAAGCCCGAUCUCAACCAGCAGGUGAAACACAUUAACCUGACUCUCUCCCUGUAAAGAACUAAGCGUCACUCAUUUAACUUUGUUUUAGUACGCAAUAUUGACAACGCAAUGUAACGAACUUUGUAAGAUCGCGCGCGCUUUAAAUUCAACGGCGAUUUCAAAAUAUGUAACACUGAAGAUGACGGAUGUACCGUCGAAACAUGUCUGGAAAAUUAAAGAAAGUUGUUAUGUUUAUACGACUAUCUAUAUUGUUGCUGCUAUCUAGACCUUUUGGAUACUCUAGAUUAUAAAUCAAAACGUAACGUAAGCAUUGCCAAAAUAGAGCAUUCGUUUUACUGUUUUGAGAAGUAAAGCUGUUUUACUUUAGAUUUUGUGGCUUAAUAACAUCAGCCUCCAGUAGUAUACUAUAUGCUCACAACACGUCAAUGGGAAAUUCAAAAUUCAAUGUUUGACCAGGGACGCCAGUAGACUGUUUUUUCCCCGACUUUUAAGGGCUUAAAACAUGGUUCGAGUCAUCGAGGGUAAAAUUAUAUAGAAAUGAUCUGAGGGGAAACAAAAACUACUUCGAGUUAGCGGAAGGUUCGCGUUAUCGAGGAUUCGAGUUACCGAGGGUAAAAUUACAGUAAAUUAAAGCAUGACGGAAAUCCAGGGGAAAUCGAUUUUGGUUCGAGUUGGCGCGAGAUUCGAGUUAUCAGGAGUCAACUGUAAACCGAAAUCGACAACGCGACGCGCCGUUCGGUCAUAAUUAAUUUGUGCUCCAAAAUAUUAUGAUUGUAAUUGUCGGUGGCUAAUGGUGGAUAUUUACUCCACUUCAGUGAAUCAUUGCCGGGGUAUUGGACAUCAGUGUUUUGGUCAAUUGACAGCUGUCCAAAAAGGGCAUCCGCUGACCAUUGUCACAUUACUGUAUCGCGAGCUCAGCUAUACAACUCAUUGAAACGACGCACUUUUUAAAAGUUAUCCGCUGAACAGUUUUUGGUUUUCAAUUGAUCUCGGGCUCAGGUACCUUUUUUUAAAGGUGGAGUUUAGUUUGCUUUCUGUUUAUGGCAAGGUUGAAUUACUUGAGAAAGACUUUUCUUAAAACAUUCCUAGAGAGCUUCGCUUUUGGCCUUUGGCUAAAUCUGUAUAUUAAUGACAAAACGGAAGAUUAAUCAACCCUCAUGACAUUUCCACUCUUUUAACACCGUUGAGAACUUCAUUGAAAGUUCACCAAAAUGUAAGAAUUUAAAUUCUACUGAGCACUUCUGAAAGAGCGAAACUAACCAUGGCUAAAGAUUUACACCCAAAAAUUGUUUGAAAUGAUGCAGCUUUUUUUAUAAUAUUGGAUUUGCAAGGAUAAUAAUGAUGGUAAAGAUGAUGAUGAUGAUGAUGAUGAUGAUGAUGAUGAUGAUGAUGAUGAUGAUGAUGAUGAUGAUGAUGAUGAUUGUGAAUGCCUUAAGAUCUCUGGCGUUAUGAAUCGAAUAUGAUACAUGAAUGCAAACUCCAAAAUUUAAAAUUCUCUAGUGACGAACCUUUCUUCCGUUUCGGUAGGUGAUCAACAAAGUAGCCUUCAUCUUGGUUUGCAUAGGCGUAUGUAUUAAACGUCACCCUGUCACAAACCACGCAUAUAAACGUCACGGAAAUUGAUCACUGUGAACAAAAAUUUUCACCCUAUAAGGAAAAUGUUAUAGUACCAAGCAUAAAUGGUCUAAUAUUGUGUUUGGUUCCCAGUGAGAAGGAGCUAGUGGGGAAAUUAAAAGAAUUAAUUGGCGAAUUAAACAGGUAUUUUGCUGCAGUAACGCCAGAAGAAGCCCGCAAAUUUGCCAGUUUUUUUCCACGUGUUAAACCAACAGAAAAUAAGGAAAAACCAUUCAUCUGUAGAGUCAAGAAAACUGAAGACAGUUUCUCACAAUAUGAAUCCUGA
Porites evermanni is the source of this 6397-nucleotide messenger RNA. NCBI's taxonomy places the organism in Eukaryota, Metazoa, Cnidaria, Anthozoa, Scleractinia, Poritidae. The record is from the annotation of a GenBank genome assembly.